UGAGUUGUGGACAGUCUUGCUCUGUUGCAGAGGGGACACAUUACACUGGCUUAACCUGAAAUCCGCUCCUCUUCAAAGCUCAAAUCAACACCCGACUAUGAGCCCAAAGACGGAGACGCCUAAAAAAUGACAGAGUCACAGAUGGCUUCUACUGUAAGGAGCCUACGUAUCCAGGCUGAUGAUGACCUAAAGUCCAUGAAUGUGGGUACGGUGAUGAGAAAAAUCAAAUCUCGCACAUGGAAAAAGCAACGUUACUUUCGGCUACAAGAGGACUGCAUGACUAUCUGGUACAAAAGCAAGAAAGCCGGAAAUACCCAUUCCACCUUUUCUGUGAAUGACGUGGAGGCCGUUCGAGAAGGCCACCAAUCCGAAGUUCUGCUCAGCAUCGCUGAUGAGUUCCCGCCCGGCCGCUGCUUCACCCUCGUUUUCCGGGGUAGACGGGGUAACUUGGACCUUGUGGCCGAAUCGGUGGAGGAGGCGCAGUCCUGGAUUAAAGGGAUACGCAAACUCCUCGAUAACCUGGAGAACAUGGGGCAGAGAGAGAAACUAGACCAGUGGAUCUGUGAUUGGUUUAAAAAAGCAGAUAAAAACAAGGAUGGACGGAUGAACUUUAAGGAGGUCAGAGAUCUGUUGAAGAUGAUGAACGUGGACAUGAAUGAGCAUCAUGCCCUGCAUCUUUUCACGAUGGCGGACAAGUCUCAGUCAGGCACGCUUGAAGAUGACGAGUUUGUGCACUUCUACAAGAUGCUAACUCAGCGCGAGGACAUCCUGCGAGUGUUUCAGGAAUAUUCGGGCGACGGGCAGAAACUCACACUAAGAGAUCUUGAAGAUUUCCUUCGGGAGGAACAACUACAUGAGGAUGGUGUUCAGGAGUACGCACUUGAGCUCAUCGAACACUAUGAACCGUCAGCCACUGCGAAAAUGUUGCAAGCAAUGACGAUCGAUGGUUUCCUGAUGUACCUGAGCUCAGCAGAGGGCUCCAUCUUCAAUCCUGCCAUGGUUGAGCUCUACCAGGACAUGAAUCAGCCUCUCUGCCACUAUUUCAUCUCCUCUUCUCAUAACACAUACCUCCUGGAAGACCAGAUCAGAGGACAAAGUAGCGUGGAAGGCUAUAUAAGAGCCCUGAAACGUGGCUGUCGUUGUGUAGAAGUGGACUGCUGGGAUGGACCCAGUGGAGAACCAAUCGUCUAUCAUGGACACACGUUCACUUCAAAGAUCUUCUUUAAAGACGUCGUCACCAUGCUGGGCAACUAUGCUUUUAAAGUAUCGCAGUACCCUGUCAUCCUGUCCAUUGAGAACCACUGCAGUGUAGAGCAACAGAAAGUCAUGGCCCAACACCUAAACCAGAUCUUGGGAGACAAGCUGCUGAAAAACACCAUAGAUGGAAAGAUUCCCAACAGCCUCCCAUCCCCCGAGGAUUUGAAAGGGAAGAUUCUGUUGAAGGGAAAGAAGAUCGGAGAAUUGGAGGGUAGCAUGAAUGGGAUGGUGGAUGACCCUUUGUUGGGAGAGGCAAGUGACGAAGAGGAGAAUGCUGAAACUGACGACGAACAUCAUCACAAUAACAGUAUGCGGCAUAGAGGCAAGAAAUCCAAGCAGCGUCUAUCUAAAGAGCUGUCUGACUGUGUGGUUUACUGCAAGAGUGUCCAGUUUAGCAGUUUUAAACAUUCACGAAUUCACUCCAAGUUUUACGAGAUAUCCUCCUUCACAGAGUCCAAAGCCCGUAAACACAUAAGGGAGGCAGGAGCAGAGUUUGUCCUUCAUAACUCUUUUCAGUUAAGCCGGGUUUACCCCAGUGGCCUGAGAACGGACUCAUCCAACUUCAACCCACAGGACAUGUGGAAUGCAGGGUGCCAAAUUGUUGCUCUAAACUUUCAGACUGCAGGGGUGGACAUGGAUCUAAAUGAUGGUUUAUUCAGUCAGAACGGCCGAUGUGGCUAUGUGCUGAAACCAGCAUUCAUGCGCAGCACAGAAAAGAGGUUUGACCCAGAAUUCCCCCAAAACCGAGAUGAGUUUCAGCCACUCAGUCUGUCUGUAAAGGUAAUCAGUGGUCAGCAGCUUCCCAAGAUCAGCAUCAAGGAGGGCUCAAUCGUUGACCCACUUGUUCGUGUGGAAAUUCAUGGCGUACCGCUGGACCAGGCCAAGCAGGAAACCAGAUACAUUGACAACAACGGUUUUAACCCAGUUUGGUACGACACUCUUGAGUUCACCAUCCAGGUUCCUGAGCUAGCGCUAGUAAGGUUUGUCGUGGAGGACUAUGACAAAACAUCAAAGAACGACUUUGUGGGGCAGUUCACUCUCCCUUUCACCUGCAUUCAGCCAGGAUAUCGUCACAUCCAUCUCCUCUCUAAAGACGGUACCAGCAUCCCUCCUUCCUCGCUGUUUGUCCACAUCCGGAUAACUAAACUAACAUGAAUUUAAAUGAACAAAAAAUGCUGCAAUAACAAGUCUUCCCAGUAAACAAUAAUCACUUAUUUACAGAAUGUUGAUACAGGAUUUUAUACACGUUAAAUACAAUAUAAUCAUACAUUAAUCACACAUUUAAGUUGUGUUUCUAUAGAUUUAGUUAAAUCGUACGCCAAAUAGUUUUAUAGUUAUUUGAGUCUUAUGACUCGUGUUUUUUUUUUAUUUGUGUGAUUGUAGUUAAGGAAGCUAAAGUUUAUCUAAGCGUUACUUAUAUGAGGCAAGUCUUUAAAUCUUGCUUUAUGUAUUUCUGAAACAUUUUAAUAAUAUUAAUAAUUUUUGGUGAAUCGCACAAAACGUGUCCAGGUCACACUUUACUCCAAAAUCAAAAACACAUAAAUGAUAUUUUGCAUAAAAGAAAAUAAAGCCUAUAAUAAGGACCAUUAUGGUUUAUUGCAUUGUGGCACAUUUCUUCCCCAAAUUUGUUCUUAAAAUAGGCUUUUUGAUUUUGGGGUGAAAUUUGUACUUGUUUCUGACCGAUUUCGCGAGAUUCACCCAAAUACGUGAUUAAAAUGUGUCUAUUUCUUGUUGCACUGUUUGAUAAUGUUGAUAUAGUAUUAAACCUAAUCUUUUGGUUUUGGUUUCCUAACUUCCCCUUUCUCAAUUAUUUGGCUUGUAGGUUUUCUCGCAAAAGGCCAUCUGCCAAACUCCAAUAAAUUAAGAAAAGGUGUGUGGUUGUUACAAUGGUGUGUGUGCUAACUGGUUCUUCUUUGGAAAGGAGUUAAGCGGUAAUGGCAUAAUUGCAGCAUAAUUAAAAUCUCAAUUUGGCCCUGAUGUGCCUCAGAAGCCCUACUCCAUUACACUAAGAUAUAGAAGGAGGGCAGUGAAAAUUUACCCCAUCUGUCCCCACCCCUAACUAACUGGAUCUGUCAAAAGCCCUAUUUACAAAGCGUAGGUCACCAAGAAAACUCAAAAUAAAUGUAUCAUGAUUAUUCUUGGCUAAACUGCUAUUUUCUCUGUCUGAUCAUUUGUUAAGUCCAAUGUAUGCUGCUGAUUUAAUAGUUAUGUAUAUUUUUAUAUUUCUAUGCUUAUUGUAGGAGCCGAAUCUAUACACUAUUUUUGUAACAUUUCUUGAUGGCUACAUCUGCUUUGCUUGUAUACGUGUAUGCAUUUAUGCCUGUAUGUAUUUAUUUGCCAUAUUUAUCAAAGAAUAAAGACAAAUGUGAAACUAU
Molecule: messenger RNA, 3632 nt
Organism: Xyrauchen texanus (razorback sucker)
Lineage: Eukaryota; Metazoa; Chordata; Actinopteri; Cypriniformes; Catostomidae
Gene: plcd4a
Product: phospholipase C, delta 4a
Exons: 16
Coding region: 127-2412 (761 amino acids)
Biological process (GO): lipid metabolic process; intracellular signal transduction
Molecular function (GO): calcium ion binding; phosphatidylinositol-4,5-bisphosphate phospholipase C activity
Source: RefSeq, a predicted model, not a curated record